Messenger RNA from Ilex paraguariensis (yerba mate), 927 nucleotides. The record is from the annotation of a GenBank genome assembly. Lineage: Eukaryota; Viridiplantae; Streptophyta; Magnoliopsida; Aquifoliales; Aquifoliaceae.
AUGCCCUCCAAACUUACAGAUCUGUUAGGAAGGCAUACUGACGGGCAAGAGGGAGAGGGCAAACAAAGGCUGGGGUGUUUGCCCCACUGGCUUGAUGUGGAGCACUUUAAGAAGGAACGAGAUGCCGCUGGUGGAGAGGAGAACCUUGUUUACGUAUUAGAGAUCGAUGCUUGUGUGCUGGUAUUGGACGAUUUCCCAUCAGUGCAAUUGCCAUUUGAAUGGUUGGUGCAGCUGGUCCCUCCAUUACAAACAAGGGCUUUCUCCAUUUCUUCUUCUAAUUUUGCCCACCCUAAUCAAGUACACCUUACCGUAAAAGUGGUGUCGUGGACAACACCGUUUAAGAGGAAACGCACAGGUCUUUGCUCUGUGUGGCUAGCUGAACUUGAUCCUCAACAAAGAGUUUAUGUGCCAGCAUGGUUUCGCAGGGGUUCUCUUCCCUCCCCACCACCAUCUCUUCCUCUCAUUCUCAUUGCACCUGGGACUGGCUGUGCACCUUUUCGUGGAUUUGUGGAGGAAAGAGCCUUGCAAAGUAAAUUUGAUUCAGUUGCCCCGGUGCUCUUCUUCUUUGGUUGUCAAUAUAAGGAGAACGACUUUUUAUACAGUGAUUUUUGGUUGUCUCAUUCACAAAAUGGUGGCGUCCUUGCUGAGGAGAAGGGCGGUGGCUUCUACGUUGCCUUCUCCAGGGACCAGCCGCAGAAGGUUUAUGUGCAACAUAAGAUGCGGGAGCAGAGCACCAGAUUGUGGAAUUUGCUCAGUGAGGGGGCUGCUGUCUAUGUUGCAGGUUCUGCAGACAAAAUGCCCGCGGAUGUAUUGUCAACCGUGGAAGAAAUUAUUUCUAAAGAAAGUGGGGUUCCGAGGGAAGCUGCUGUGAGGUGGCUUAGGACGCUGGAAAAGGCCGGUAAGUACCAUGUUGAAGCGUGGUCGUGA